AUCGUUAUCGUUAUCCCAGUCGUUAUCGUCAUCGACAAAUUGUAAUCGUAACUCAGCCAGGGCUGCCAAAUUCAUGUCCAACUAAUAUAAAUCAAAUCGCAAAAGAGGUUGAUACUUUUAGUAUUUGUAAAAAAAAAAAGGAACCUCGAUGUUUUUCUCGCAAUUUUAUUUAAAAAAAAGUCACAUUUGUCUGGAAAAAGCCUGAAUUAGCAGCACUGAUUUCAAUUAAAAUAGGAACGAGCCGGACGCAACACACUGUCAUCUCCGCGUUGAUAAACAUUGAACGCAAUUUUUGUUUAUUAUUCAAAGUUGCAUAAAAAACAGCAAACAUGGGUAAACGACAGCAUCAAAAGGAUAAAAUGUAUCUUACAUACACCGAGUGGAGCGAGUUCUACGGCGGAAAAAAAGUGGAAUCCUUGGAGAAUGAGCACAUUAAGUUCAAACGUCUGCCUUUUGAGCACUGCUGCAUUACCAUGGCGCCUUUCGAGAUGCCCUACAGUGAUCUGGAGGGCAAUGUGUUUGAGUACGAGGCCAUUCUCAGGUUUCUAAAAGCUUUUAAAGUGAAUCCCAUAACAGGAAAGAAAAUGGAUUCAAAAUUAUUGAUUAAACUGCAGUUUCACAAGAACGCCAACGAUGAGUAUCACUGUCCCGCGCUGUUUAAGCCAUUCAGCAAGAAUUCACAUAUUGUAGCCGUUGGGACUACCGGCAACGUUUACUGCUGGGAGGCCAUCGAGCAACUGAACAUCAAAACGAAGAACUGGAAAGAUCUUAUUGACGAUACGCCAUUUGUACGCAAGGAUAUUAUAACCAUACAAGAUCCCCAACACUUGGAGAAAUAUGAUAUAUCCAAGUUCUAUCACAUCAAAAAGAAUCUACGUGUGCGCACAGAGGAAGAAGAGCUGGAGCGCAAAGAUCCGCGUGGUCGAAUCAAGACUAUGAAUAUGGAGACUAAAGAAACACUCGAGCAGCUGCAGAAGGACUACCAGCCUGCAGAGGAGGCGCCCACCAGUUCAAAGCAGUCAGCUGACAAGUUCAACGCUGCUCACUACUCAACGGGCGCCGUUGCAGCCAGCUUUACCUCCACAGCCAUGAUGCCUGUAUCACAAAGUGAAGCUGCCAUUAUAGACGAGGAUUUGGUCAAGUACGAGCGCGUCAAGAAAAAGGGAUACGUGCGACUGAACACCAACUUUGGUCCACUCAAUCUGGAGCUCUACUGCGACCAAGUGCCGCGUGCCUGUGACAAUUUUAUCAAACACUGCGCCGACGGCUACUACAAUGGUGUACUCUUCCACCGCUCCAUUAGAAAUUUUAUAAUACAAGGUGGUGAUCCAACUGGCACCGGCGCUGGUGGCAAGUCCAUUUGGGGCAAGACGUUUGAAGAUGAAUUCAAGCCAAAUUUAACGCACACUGGACGCGGAGUACUCUCCAUGGCGAAUUCUGGACCCAAUACAAAUGGAUCUCAAUUUUUCAUCACCUAUCGAUCCUGCAAGCAGCUUGAUGGCAAACAUUCCAUCUUUGGAAAGCUGGUUGGUGGUCUAGACUCACUGCAAAAAAUGGAAAACAUUGAGGUGGAUAAUAAGGACAGACCCAUUGAGGACAUUAUCAUCGAAAGCUCCCAGGUGUUUGUAAAUCCCUUUGAAGAAGCCGUUGAGCAGUUGGCUAAAGAACGCGCUGAAGAAGCAAUCAGUAAGCAGCAGGAGGCCACAAAACUGGAGCAACAAAAACGGGCAAAUCAACCGCUUAAAGUAUAUCGUGAUGGUGUAGGGAAAUAUUUAAAGUUAAAUGCACCUCAAAAGACGGAAACGACAACAGCAUCUGUCGCCAAAAAGAAAAAACUAGCGGGCGGAUUUGGUGAUUUUUCUAGCUGGUAAUGAACUUGUAAUUAAACUGUAAAAAAAAUAUCUUCAUAUUG
Molecule: messenger RNA, 1912 nt
Organism: Drosophila busckii
Lineage: Eukaryota; Metazoa; Arthropoda; Insecta; Diptera; Drosophilidae
Product: RING-type E3 ubiquitin-protein ligase PPIL2
Exons: 4
Coding region: 330-1871 (513 amino acids)
Biological process (GO): protein folding; protein peptidyl-prolyl isomerization; protein polyubiquitination
Cellular component (GO): catalytic step 2 spliceosome
Molecular function (GO): ubiquitin-ubiquitin ligase activity; peptidyl-prolyl cis-trans isomerase activity
Source: RefSeq, a predicted model, not a curated record